AUGUAUCUAUCAAUCCUUACCACCCUCUUAGCUAUAAGCGCACCGGUUCUCGGUGCAUGGGAAUACAAAGAGGUGGUUGCAACCAUGGGAUGUGUGUGUAUGGAAAGAGCUCCUAGCGGACAAACCGACCAAGCAAAUCUUGAGUAUACUCAGGGUGGUUGUGAUCUAUAUCAAGGAGUCAUAGCUCGUACCUCAGAUUUCUGGGACCGAGGAAAAUUCUUCUGUGCGAUACCAAUGCAUACUAUUACUCCAGCUACUUGGGACCAGGAUUGGUGCCGCAAGCACUGGCCAACAACAAGCUACGGAUUUUGUAACGGAGUAACUGGCUAA
This is a messenger RNA of Exserohilum turcica Et28A, 330 nucleotides long. RefSeq lists its product as uncharacterized. Bases 1 to 330 code for a protein of 109 amino acids. The transcript is spliced from 3 exons. The record is from RefSeq and is a predicted model, not a curated record. Lineage: Eukaryota; Fungi; Ascomycota; Dothideomycetes; Pleosporales; Pleosporaceae.